Messenger RNA from Acromyrmex echinatior (Panamanian leafcutter ant), 1690 nucleotides. Its product is annotated as putative serine protease K12H4.7. Lineage: Eukaryota; Metazoa; Arthropoda; Insecta; Hymenoptera; Formicidae. The record is from RefSeq and is a predicted model, not a curated record. Gene Ontology annotation, biological process: proteolysis. Gene Ontology annotation, molecular function: dipeptidyl-peptidase activity; serine-type exopeptidase activity.
UUUCGAUUCCCAUCGCAUUGCCUAAUCGACACAUCAUUUUGACACACAUAAGAGCUGUUUUUAAUAAAAAAUACGAAUAAUUUAAAAAUAUUAUAAAAUGCAAUGUCUUACACCAUUACUAUUAAUUGUAUUCAGUAUCUUAAGUAUUACUACGGCAUGGCGUACUUUCUUAAGAGGUCGCAGUAAAGGAGGCAAUUUAGGAAAUCCAAUUUUGUCUUCUGACACACCAUUUCCUACAGAUCAAUGGUUUCUUCAGUAUCUCGAUCACUUCGAUCCAACUAAUGUUAAUGAUUGGCAACAGAGAUUCUUCGUUAAUGUUGAUUUUUAUAAACCCAAUGGUCCAAUAUUUUUAAUGAUUGGAGCUGAAGGUACAGCGAAUGCGUCAUGGAUGGUAGAGGGUGAAUGGAUUGAGUAUGCCAAAGAAUUUGGAGCAAUGUGUUUCUAUCUAGAGCAUCGAUAUUAUGGGAAAAGUCAUCCCACUAUAGAUCUUAGCGUAAAGAACUUAAUGUAUUUGAGUUCAGAACAAGCAUUAGCGGAUUUAGCGUAUUUUAUCGCCAGUGUUAAUGUUGACCUUCCAAGAAAUACAAAAUGGAUUGUAUUUGGAGGAUCAUAUGGUGGAUCUCUCGCUGCUUGGAUGCGUGCUAAAUAUCCUCAUUUGGUACAUGGAGCUGUGUCUACUAGCGGACCACUACUAGCACAGAUUGACUUUUCUGAAUAUUAUCAAGUUGUUACAAAUGCUUUGAAAGAGUAUUCUGAUCAAUGUGUCAGGAUAAUACAAGAGGCUAACUCGCAACUCAAUAUAAUGUUACAUCAUACUGUUGGUCAACAGCAAAUACAGAAAAAAUUUAGAUUAUGUGACCCAAUUGAUCCUGGAUAUACAAAGUUAGUAGAUAUUUCCAACUUAUAUGAAGCAUUGGCUAGUAACUUUGCUAGCGUUGUACAAUAUAAUAAAGAUAAUCGCCAAAGCUCCUCAUUUGUUAAUAUCACUAUUGAGACCGUAUGUGAUAUAUUAGUAGAUGAGAAAAUAGAAAAGGCUAUUGACAGGCUUGCUUAUGUAAAUAGUAUGAUAUUGAAUGCUACCAAAGAAAAGUGUUUAGAUUAUAGAUAUGACACGAUGAUUCAUGAACUUCGAAACAUCACUUGGACUAGCGAACAAGCGGAAGGAGGACGUCAAUGGAUAUACCAGACCUGUUCGGAGUUUGGAUUCUUUCAAACCUCCACCGGACAGAUUGAUGUGUUUGGGAAUAAAUUUCCAGUGGAAUUUUUUGCACAGCAAUGCGUCGAUAUUUUCGGGCCUAAGUAUAAUAUGGACUUAUUGAAAUCUGCAGUCACACGAACGAAUAUUUUAUAUGGUGCAUUAAAUCUACAAGUGACAAAUGUAGUAUUUGUACAUGGUUCUGUCGAUCCUUGGCAUGUGUUGGGCAUCGUACAAUCUUCUAAUCCACAAGCGCCUGCCAUCUAUAUCAACGGCACUGCACAUUGUGCAAAUAUGUAUCCUCCAUCAGAACGUGAUAUGCCUCAACUAAAGGAAGCAAGAAAAGUAAUAAGAGGUUUAAUCAAGCAGUGGCUACAAAAUUGAGCUGACUGUGUGAUGUUAUAGAAAUAAAUACCAUAAAUAUCUUAGCCAUUAAAGAAUGCCAAUUUUUCAAAUUUUUCCAAACAAUUAUUAAUGUUCCAAAUAUUUUAGAAA